UCAAUAAACGUUUCAUUUUCCUUUUUUGACAUUUCUGCCAGCUCGAUGUCCCGAUCUUGGUCCAUACGAUCAAAAAAUGCAGACGAAAACGUGGUAUUAGAAGUAGCAUUUUCAGAUAUUUACUUGUCUUCUGGUUGUGAAACGGAUUCUGUGUCCGUCUACGACGGGCCUACAGAAUACGACGUUCUACUAGGAAAAUGGUGCGGAGAUGAUCAACCAAAAUUUGUAACGUCUAGCCGAGAUAUGUUAGUCGUUUUCCAUACUAAUUCUACUGCAGAACAUACGGGCUUUUUAGCAUCUUACCAUACACAAUUGCAGUCCUCCAGAUUUAAACAUCCAAACCACAUUUGGUUGUGCAUCGCCCUGCUUAUUCUCAUUAUUCUUGUGGGCUGCUUCCUCCUGGGCCGUUAUUUAUUUAGGAAAUAUGGUCAUCACCAGUGGUCAGGCAAAGGAAACAAGGGCACAGAGUCCAUGGGCAGCAGAAUGGAUAUCUAUGACCAUGCCUCCACUAGCGUGUCCAUGAAGUCUCUUUUAGAAACUUUCUGAAAUAACCAACAAGCCAGGCAUUCAAGUUGCCCUCAACAACUUUAUCAAACUACGAGGAUUUGAUUCUUAUAUAUAUAUAUAUAUAUAUAUGUAUAUAAUUAUUAUAAUAAUAAUGAUGAUAAGGAUGAUUAUAAUAAUAAUAAUGAUAAUUAUAAGGAUGAGGACACAAAAACAUAUUUACAUCUUUUUCAUUUUUUAUUUUUUAUAUAUAUUUCUGAAAAAUAUAUGGUCCAUAUUCAAUAAGAGGAGGAGGGAAAAAUUUUACUAACAUUAUUAUGAUCAUUAUUAUUAUUAUUGUUGUUGUUGUUGUCAUUAUCUAUAUUUUUAUCAUAAUAAUAAUAUUAGUAUUUUAUUAUUACUAAAAUCAAUAUUUUAUAAUAAUAAUUAUAAUAAUGAUAAUUAUCAUCAUUAUUAAUAUUAUCAUUAUUAUUACUAUCAUCAAUAUUUCAUUUUCCUUUUCAUUUUAUCAUGCAAUGAGAACAAAUCAAUAUAUUCCUAUAUUGUUGCUCUUUUUUCUUUCUCCUUUUAUGUUACUUUUAUUUUUGAUUUUUUGAUUCAUUAAUCUGUUCAGCCAUGUUUAAAGAGUCCAGGUCUCUCCUUUUUAAAAUAGAUCAAUGUAAUUUUAUGUCUGACAGUAACAAGAACAACAAACAGAAUUGCUUUAUCUUCUUGAUGAUAAACCAGCUCUACAAAGUUAAUGAUGAUAAAGUUCUUGUUAUGAUGGUGAUGAUGAUGAUGAUACAACGAUGAUGACAUCGAUGGUGACAACAACAGUGGUGAUGAUGAUGCCAGUGAUGUCAACAGCAGUGAUGACAACGAUGAUGGUUAAAAUAAGGAUAAUACUACAUCAAAGCCUAACCUGUUGUAGUUAUAAACUCAAAAUAUAUAAUAUUAUUUUACAGAAUAGAAAUAUUAUAGACAGAUAGCAUAAAAGUGAAGCAUUUCAUCCUUAAUAUCUGUCAGCUUUACACUAACUAGCAUUUAUAUUGAUAUGUAUAUGUUUGUAUAAUCAUAAAUAACUUUACACGCAUUUAUCUACAUUGUACUUACAUACACAUAUAAACAGAUGUACAUGUCUAAUCCCACACAUACAUGCAAGACUAACCAGUGUUUCUCUGUUAGAAGCCAGCCUAGGAAGAGUCUAAGUAUUUCAAAAAUGAGGUAUACAUAUGUAUAAUGUAUCAUAGUAGUAGUAGAAGACAACGCGUGUUUAACAUCCUAAUUUAUGUAAACAAGGUAUUUUCCUAUGAAAGUACUCAAAUAUAUUGUAUUAAGUUACAAAGCUUAAGAAGUUAGAUGAAGUAUCAUUAGUCAAGAAACUGACUUUAUAUUUGGAAUCAGUCUAACGUCAGAAAGCAACAUAAAACUAAAGAAUGAAAGAGAGAAAUGGAAAGAGAGAGAGAGUGUGUGUGUGUGUGAUGGUGAGAGAAUACAUGCAUGUAUGUAUUCUUGCAGAAACUAUAACUGUAUGAACAACAGUUGGCUCACGAAAGAGCCCUAAUGUCAUUGGGAACGAUUUUAAUAUUGUUAGAAAACAGUGCAACCCAAAGAAAUGAAUAGAAGUCUAUUUAUUAUUUGCCAGAUAAAAAGAAAGAAAAUUUCUCUGAGAAAGCAAAGAAGAAUUCUUACAUUUCUCACUGAGCUAUUCCAAAUAUUACUGCUGUUAUUGUUAUUAUUAUCAUUAUAGAUGUCAUACAGUAAACAAUAUCAUGAAGUUGUUGAUUGAAGAUAUUGUGUUUACCGGAGGUUUGUACUGUCUGUCAAGUCACAACAAGGACCUCAGACAGACAGUACUUUACACAAUAUGUGUGCAGUUCCAAGUAAUGCCAACUUUAGCAAUACAUCUAGAUUGUAGGGUGUUUCUAAAGUUACAGAUGUUUCUUUUUUUCUAUUAUUAUUAUUGUGGUAGGUGAGCUGGCACAAUUAUUAUUAUUAUUAUUAUUAUUAUUAAAGUGGGUGAGCAGGCAGAAGCAUAAUAAGCAUGGCAGGCGAAAUGCUUUGUGGCAUAAAUCAUCUGUUUUUACAGUCUGAGCUCAAACUCUGCCAGGAUUGCCUUUCAUCCUUUCAGAGUUGAUAAAAUAAGUACAAGAGGGGUCAAUGUAAUCAACUAAUCCCCUUCCCCCAAAUUUCUGGUCUUGUGCCUUUAGUAGAAAGGAUUAUUAUUAUUAUUAUUAAGGUGGCACGCUACCAGAACGAUAAACAUGUUGGACACAUUGUUUAAUGUCGUUUCAUCCGUUUUCACAUUCUGAGUUUAAAUUUGACCAAAGUUGACUUUGCAUUUCAUCCGUCAAAGUCAAAAAUAUAACUACCAUUCAAGUACAGGUAUUGAUGUAGUCAGCUUCCUCUCCACUCUCAAAAACUGCUGACCCUGUGCCAAAAUUUGAAGCCACGAUUAUGAUUAUUAUUAGUAGUAGUAGCAGUACAAGUAGUAGUAUUAUUACUAUUACUACUAUUAUGGUUGAAAUGGUGAGCUGGCAGAAUUGUUAGUGUGCUUAGACAAAGUGUUCACCAGUUUUUCUUCUUGAUUUUUAUGUUCUUAGUUCAAAUCUCACCAAGGUCAACUUUGGCUUUUAUCCUUUUAGGGUAUAUAAACAAAAGCCCAAGUCAAGUACUGAGGCCAAAGUAAUUGAUUAAUCCUGUCCCCUGCUAAAAUUGCUGGCCUUGAGCAAACAUUAAGAAGAGUUAUUAUUAUUAUUUUUUUUUUUUUUUUAACUCAGGUGUUGUUGGAAUCCUAGAACCUUGCAUGAGUAGUAGACUUGCUACCAGCUGCCUUCAGUGCCAUGCUAUUUGUUCUCUUCAACUAAUACUUUCCUGAUGAUUCUAGUCAUGCCAAUGGGGAAAACAUUUUGUAACAGCUCAACCAGACACUCUGUUCCCCUUUUAUGUUCCUUAUUGUUGCUGCUGCUGCUGUUGUUGUUAACUCAGUGAAUUAACAGAAUCAGUAGAGUGCUGGAUUAAAUACCUAAUUCUGGCUCUUUGCAUUCUGAGUUCAAAUCCAACUCAGGUAAACUUUGCCUUUCAUCAUGCUAGAGUCAAUAAAAUAAUGAAGUAGAGGUCAGUGAAAUUAAUUAAUGCCUCUCCUUGCUGGUUUUGCACCUGAAUAAGAAACAAUUUAUGCAAUUCCUGGAGAAAACUGUUAGAAAGCUGGAUGAAAUCCCUUGCAGUAUUAUUUCAAGCUCUUUGCAUUCUAGAUUCAAAUCCUGACAAAGGUCAACUUUGCUUUCUAUCUUCCAACAAUCAACAAAAUAAAGUACCAGUCAAGUAUUACAAUCAAUGGAAUUGUCUAGACCCUCCCUUCAAAAGUGCUGGCUUUGUGUCAAGGUUAUAAAUAAUUAUUAUUGAUUUUAAGAAGAUGGUAAUUCAGCAAAGCUUGUGCUGAAUCAGGGAACAUGUCUUGCAAUGUUUGUCCCAGUUUUUGAUAUUCUUCUGGUAAAGAAAUAAGAAAUAUUCAAAAGAUUGUAACAGAAAUGCCAUCUUUGUAUAGUUCCAUGAGAAUUUCAUGGUAAACAUCUAGCACAAGUCAAGGAAGUCAUUAGGACUCAAUCAUCAUCUCAUGGUGUAAGGAUAGAAGGAAGGAAUCAACUUCUUUUGUAAAUUUGUUAUCAGAAACAAAAUUUCAAAAUCAUUAAUUAGUUUUCAUCAUCAUCACAAUCAUCAUCGUCAUCAAACAGACUUAUCGUCAUAAUUAUCGCUUUCUAAUAAAGUGCUAGUAUUUGGUUAAAUUAUUCCAAGAACUCUGAUGACAUGAUGGGGAAUUGGGAUUUUAAUCUUUUUCCUUUUGAUAUAUGGGAAAAUCAUCCUAAAUAAUCCUAAAAUAUAAUGUCUAGACAAAUUAAAUCAGCCAUAAAAGUGGUUUGUGGUGAUUUGAGAAAUGUAAGUUGACAGAUUCCAACUGUCGUUUGCCAUUGCAUAAAAUCUUUCUCUUAUUAUUCUUGAAGAAACAAAGGAAAAGAGAGAGGGGGAGACAAAGAGAGACGGACAUCAAGAAAUGAAUACACAGAUAGAUGGAGACAAAAAAUGAAUAUACGUAAGAUGUAUAAAAUCAAAAACAAUUGUGCUUAGUUGUAUAUAAAUAUUCAUUGUGUACAUUUAUUAUGUAUGAACAUCGAAUUACAUGCAUUUCAUACAUAAUACAUGUAUCAUAAUUAAUAAGUAUAUAUGUUGCAUAAUAUUUAAAAUACACACAUGUAUAAAUGCAAAAAUCUAUAUGAAAAUGAUGCAUAAACAUCUGUGUGUGAAUGUCUGUCUGUGUAUGUUUCUACACACACACACACACAUAUAUGUAUAUAUAUAUAUAUUACACAUAUAUCACAAUCAUUACAAUUAUUGUUUUAACCUCCAAUUUCCCGUGGUUGCAUGGGUCAGACGAAAUUUGUUGAGGCAGAUUUUUCUAUGGUUAGAUACUGUUUCUCUUGCCAACCUUCACCUAUUUCUAAGCAAGUUAAUAUUUCCCCAUGGCUAGACUUGCCUAUCAAAGAAGACUGGAAAUGAAUAAUUUGCUUGUAUGAUGGUCAUGCUCAUAUACAACCAUCCAGGAUGUCAAGAUAAGGUACAGACACACACAAACAUAUAACUGGGCUUCUUUCAGCUUCUGUCUACCAAAUUAAGUGACAUAGAUACCGAAACUAUAAAAAUGAUGCAAGGCAAAGAGAUUGAACCCAGAACCUUAUGGUUCCAAGACUAAUUUCUUAAACAAUCACACCCAAACUACACUUAUACAAGCAAACUUACAUACACACACACGUGUGUGAGUGUAUACAUUCAUACAAAUAUAUAUGCAUAUAUGUACACAUACAUAUAUAUAUAUACACACUUAUCCAUAUGUUCCUAUGUAUAUAUAUACACACACACAUGCAUAUAUAUGGUGUUACUAUGGUUGUGUGUACUUGUACAUAAAAAUAUAGAUAACAAAUAUGUCAGUAAAAAAAAUAUAUACUCAUAUUUAGAUAUUAUUCGUAAUACAUAUGUAUCAAUAUCUAUAAAUACAUAUUUAUGCAUAC
This is a messenger RNA of Octopus bimaculoides (California two-spot octopus), 5546 nucleotides long. RefSeq names its product zinc metalloproteinase nas-39. The record is from RefSeq and is a predicted model, not a curated record. Lineage: Eukaryota; Metazoa; Mollusca; Cephalopoda; Octopoda; Octopodidae.